CGCAAGAAACAAAAAGCAAGAAUAUUAUAUAGUGAAAGCAAAUAAAUUUUCUUCUUUUCGGUCAGUAAAAAGCCGCAAAGAAAAAUUAAUUAUUAGAGAACAAAGAACUCAUCUGCUAUGGCUUAAUUGGGAUGGAACUACAACUUUACAGCUUAUGACUUAUCAAUGGCAACUAAGAGAAACAAAGUCAUCGACGUUAAUUAUCUUUCUCUGUGGAUGCAUGUAAUUAUUUACUUAUUCCUUGGAAGGAUCUACUAUAGUCAAUUGCUUAAUUGAACUUUCCUUCUAGUUCUCUAGUCAAUUACAUGAGUUUGGGAAAAUGUUGGGGGGUUUCUAGAUGCAUGCAGUACGUACUUCAGUGCUAUAAAUAAGAGCUUCUGCAUAUUGAGGUAAUCAGAUUUCUUACGUACAACAAAAUGGCCAAUACUGAGGAGCGUCUGCGACAGCUAAAGGCCUUUGACGAAUCCAAAGCUGGGGUCAAAGGUCUUGUCGAUGAUGGAAUCACCAAAGUCCCGUCCAUUUUCAUUUGCAAGCCAGAAGAUCCCUCAGCCGAGGACAUCCCAAGUUUCUGUACUCCAACUGGCCAACACCAAUUCAGUAUUCCAGUUGUGGACCUUGGUGAUGUUGUCGCUGCAGGAAGGCCUGCUAAGGUGAUCCAAGAUAUCCGGCGGGCUGCAGAGAGUGUGGGAUUCUUUUAUGUGGUUAACCAUGGGAUACCCAAGACAGUGUUGGAGGAGAUGCUCGAGGCGACGCGUAGGUUUCAUGAGCUGCCAAGGGAGGUGAAGGCUGAGUACUAUACUAGGGAUCCCAAGAGGAAGGUCAAAUACUUUAGUAGCUAUAAUUUGUACGAGUCAAAGUUUGCUGCUUGGAGGGACAGCAUGUUUUGUGACAUGGCUCCCGAGCCUCUUGAUCCCCAAGAAUUGCCUCUGGUUUGCAGGGAUAUAACUAUGGAGUAUAAUAGUCAAGUACACAAAUUAGGUGUCACUUUGUUUGAAUUGCUAUCUCAAGCACUUGGACUCAAACCUGACCAUCUUAUCAGUUUGGAUUGCGAAAAAGAGCAUCUUAUUGCUAGUCACUACUAUCCUCCAUGUCCUGAGCCUGAGCUCACAAUUGGCACAGCCAACCACUCAGAUGGCACUUUCAUAACAAUUCUACUUCAAGAUCAUAUUGGUGGACUUCAGGUUUUGCAUGAAAACCAGUGGAAUGAUGUUCUUCCUCUGCCUGGAGCUCUAAUAGUCAACAUUGGAAAUUUUAUGCAGAUAAUCUCAAAUGAUAAGUUCGUAAGCGUUGAUCAUAGAGUGUUGGCAAAGAAAGAAGGUCCAAGAGUAUCUGUGGGAUGUUUUUUCCGACCUGCGACGUCGCAUAAUUCGUCGAGGCUGUACGAGCCAAUUAAAGAGUUGACAUGCAAAGAAAAUCCACCCAUUUAUCGAACAAUUACCACGAAAGAAUAUUAUACAGAGUAUUACAAAAACUCUAUAAAUGAGGUCCCUGUUCUAAAAUCUUUGAAGUUGUGAAGUUUGUCCGUGGAAUAUGUAUGU
Rosa rugosa (rugosa rose) is the source of this 1538-nucleotide messenger RNA. Its product is annotated as 1-aminocyclopropane-1-carboxylate oxidase homolog 1-like. The coding region runs from base 417 to 1514 and encodes 365 amino acids. The transcript has 3 exons. The record is from RefSeq and is a predicted model, not a curated record. Lineage: Eukaryota; Viridiplantae; Streptophyta; Magnoliopsida; Rosales; Rosaceae.